Molecule: messenger RNA, 3037 nt
Organism: Doryrhamphus excisus (bluestripe pipefish)
Lineage: Eukaryota; Metazoa; Chordata; Actinopteri; Syngnathiformes; Syngnathidae
Gene: itgb6
Product: integrin, beta 6
Biological process (GO): integrin-mediated signaling pathway; cell adhesion mediated by integrin; cell-matrix adhesion
Cellular component (GO): focal adhesion; integrin alphav-beta6 complex; cell surface
Molecular function (GO): integrin binding
Source: RefSeq, a predicted model, not a curated record
GAGCUGAGAUACAAUAGCACUUAGUGUACAAGUCCAUUUCACACCAUUUUUCACUGGAUGACAAGGACGACAGAGGCCAGCAUGUUUCCAGAGGACGCCCCUGAAGGUAAAACUACACGGCGGCGCCUCUCCUCCAGUCCACCUUCGAUUGAAAAGAGCAAGCAUGAGGCUGGACUUUGAGUCGUGUAAACAUGAGACAACCUGAGAAGUUGUUGUACAUCCUACCAACAAGACACGUCACGGACUAAUGGGUCUUCUCCUGCUGGGCCUGAGCUUGAUUCUCCGCUACUGGAUCACCACCGUGGAAGGUUCAUGUUCAGAUGGAAACGCUGUGAGUUGUGAUGAAUGUCUUCAACUUGGUCCAUACUGUGCCUGGUGCACACAGGAGAAUUUUACAAACUGGCUGUCAGUCAAUGAAAGAUGUGACACAAUUGACAACCUCUUAGAAAAAGGUUGUGCUAGUAGUCUGUUGGAGUUCCCUAUUUCCAAAGCCCAAAUUCUUCAGGAUCAACCACUUGGAAAGAAGACUUCCAACAUGAACCGAACUCAGAUCUCCCCACAGAAAAUGGCACUGAAGCUACGACCAGGCAGUCAGGUGACUUUUCAGGUGAAAGUCCAGCACACUGAAGACUACCCUGUGGAUCUCUACUACUUGAUGGACUUGUCAGCAUCCAUGAUUGAUGAUCUGAACACGAUCAAGGACCUUGGCUCCACGCUGUCUAAGGAGAUGGCGAGCCUCACCAGUAAAUUUCGUAUGGGCUUUGGUUCUUUUGUGGAGAAACCCGUCCUGCCAUUUAUCAAGGUGACAGAAGAAGAGCUUGCCAACCCUUGCAGCAGCGCCGGCGAGACCUGCAUGCCGACGUUUGGCUACAAACACGUCUUGUCUCUGACGAGCAACACUGACAAGUUCAACGAGAUGGUCUCCAUGCAGCACGUGUCUGCUAACGUUGAUGUUCCAGAGUGCGGCUUUGAUGCUGUCAUGCAGGCAGCGGUUUGCGGGGACAAGAUAGGUUGGAGGAAUGAUUCCAUGCGCCUGCUGGUGUUUGUCAGUGAUGCUGACUCACACUUUGGGAUGGACAGCAAAAUGGCUGGAAUUGUCAUUCCCAACGACUGCCAGUGUCACCUGGACACCAACAAUGAAUACUCCAUGUCCACAGAGCAGGAGUAUCCAACUCUAGGCCAGAUCAUUGACAAAGUGGUGGAAAACAAUAUCUUAUUGGUUUUUGCUGUGACAGAAAAGCAGAAGCUAAACUAUGAGAACUACGCAAGUCUCAUACCUGGCGCCACUGUUGGAGUCGUAGCCACAGAUUCUCGCAACAUCCUGGAAUUGAUUUUAACAGCAUACAAAGAACUGCGAUCAGAGAUUGAACUGGAGGUCCUUGGAGAUACAGAAGAGCUCAAGAUGUCCUUCACUGCCGUUUGUCCGGAUGGGACCGUCUUCCCAGAUGUGAAACGCUGUUCCCAUGUCAAACCUGGAGAGACGGUGGUGUUCAGGGUGUCGGUUGAGCAUCCAGGAUGCCUCUCUGGAAGUAGACACUUCUCCUUAAAGCCAGUGGGCCUGCAGGACACUUUGGACAUUGAAUUAGAGUCCCAGUGCUCCUGUGAGUGCCUGCAGCCUCCCGAAGCCAACGGCAGCCAGUGCACUGAGGGUCAGGGGACUUUCCAAUGUGGCGUUUGCGCGUGUCAACCAGGCUUUUCAGGAGCCGAGUGUGAAUGCAAUGAAGAAAACGCAGUGUUGAGUAACUGCGUUGCAAACAAUGACACUGAUAUCUGCAGCGGACAGGGGCAAUGCUACUGCGGAGAGUGUGUGUGUGACGCAUCCAGCUUUGGUCACAUCUACGGGUCUUACUGCGAAUGUGACAAUUACUCAUGUGUUCGCUUCCGUGGGGAACUUUGCGGAGGCCACGGAGAAUGUGUCUGUGGAGAGUGUCAGUGCCAAAGUGGCUGGGUAGGGGAGUACUGUAACUGCAGUAGCAGCAGUGAGGCAUGCAUGUCCGAGGAUGGAGUCCUGUGCAGUGGCAGAGGCAAGUGUGAGUGUGGCCACUGUGUCUGCUUGGUACCAGGAGCAUCAGGAGAUAUGUGUGAGAAGUGCCCGACAUGUGGAGAUGCCUGUUCCAUUGCAAGGACAUGUGUCGAGUGCCAUCUCCAGGCAAAGGAGGAUGCUAAGCUGUGUGAAAAAAAUUGCAGCCUCCCUAAAAUUUACAUCAACAGAACAACAGGAGAAGACAAGAGCUCCUCUAUGCAAUGCACACUGAUGUCUGAAAAUGAGUGCUGGAUCUCGUUUAGCGUGGUCGCAAGCGACACAACAACUGUCUACAAUCUGCGCAUGUACGGUUGUCCUGAACCGCCCAACAUCCCCAUGAUCAUCCUGGGGGUCUCACUCUCCAUUGUGUGUAUUGGGCUGAUCCUGCUGGCAGUUUGGAAAGUGCUGGUGUCAGUUCACGACCGUAAAGAGGUGGCCAAGUUUGAGGCUGAGAGAGCAAAGGCAAAAUGGCAGUCGGGGACCAACCCACUGUUCAAAAGCUCAACAUCUACUUUUAAAAAUGUUACAUAUAAGAGCAGAGAGCGGGACAAGAUAAUAACAAUGGAUCACUACUGAUUAUUAGCUGUAGGCAAUGCCAUCCAGCAUCUGAGUGCACUUAACGUUUGUAUGUGUGUGUUGUGCCUAUGCGUUUGGGUGUGAAUGUGUUCUGUGGGAAACAGAUAUUUUAAAACACAUCUUGACAAACCUACGUGCAGACGAGACUCUGUGAAAUAGGCCUACAUUUGCUGCUGUUUAAGUGCAGUUUGCCUGCAGCUGCACACACGGAUCUCUGCUGCUGCAUGAACCUACAAGCUUCCAAGAUGCAGCUGCGGGAAGAGAACACUAAAAUAUUUGAGUGAUCGACUACUGAAACAAAAUGUUCUUGUGUCCAGCCAAUGAAUGUAAAUGUUAUGUCUAUGGUUAUGUUUUUGUUUUUAUUGUAAAGUAAGGCUGAGCCUUCAAUGCUGAUAAUCAAAUGUAAUGAUGUGGCACAAUAAAUAUGACUACCCAGUC